Messenger RNA from Arvicanthis niloticus (Nile rat), 3845 nucleotides. NCBI's taxonomy places the organism in Eukaryota, Metazoa, Chordata, Mammalia, Rodentia, Muridae. The record is from RefSeq and is a predicted model, not a curated record.
GUCCCCUGCAGACCCCGGAAGUGCAACUCGAACUUGGUCUGGGCGCCGCUCUCGAGAGAGAAAGUAGGAGACGGUCGCGAGGGAGUUCGCCCAGAUAUCUGGAAGGCCACGCCUCCUCGUGCCUACCCUCUCAGCGUUGCUCCUGGGGACAGAGCUCAGAUUUGCUGUCUAGGAUCAAUUUGGAUGAACUCAUGAAAAAGGACGAACCACCCUUUGAUUUUCCAGAUACACUGGAAGGUUUUGAAUAUGCUUUUAAUGAAAAGGGGCAGUUAAGACACAUAAAAACUGGGGAACCAUUUGUUUUUAACUACCGAGAAGACUUACACAGGUGGAACCAGAAAAGAUAUGAAGCUCUGGGCGAGAUCAUCACAAGAUAUGUUUAUGAGCUACUGGAAAAUGACUGUAAUUUGAAAAAAAUCUCUAUUCCAGUAGAUGCCACUGAGAGUGAACCAAAGAGUUUUAUCUUUAUGAGUGAGGAUGCUUUGACAAAUCCACAGAAACUGAUGGUUUUAAUUCAUGGUAGUGGUGUUGUCAGGGCAGGUCAGUGGGCUAGAAGGCUUAUUAUUAAUGAAGAUCUGGACAGUGGCACACAGAUACCUUUUAUUAAGAGAGCUGUGGAUGAAGGGUAUGGAGUCAUAGUCCUGAACCCAAAUGAAAACUAUAUAGAAGUGGAAAAGCAGAAAAUGCAUAAACAGUCAUCUGACGGCACAGAUGAGCCAGCAGGGAGGCGGGAAAGGAGAGAUAAAGUCUCCAGGGAAACAAGGAAGCGCCGUGACUUCUAUGAGAAGUACCGCAACCCCCAAAAGGAGAAAGAAAUGAUGCAGUUGUUUAUCAGGGAAAAUGGAUCUCCUGAAGAGCAUGCAGUCUAUGUGUGGGACCAUUUCAUAGCCCAGGCUGCCGCUGAGAAUGUUUUCUUUGUUGCUCAUAGCUAUGGAGGACUUGCUUUUGUUGAACUGAUGAUUCAACGAGAAGCAGAUGUAAAAAGUAAGGUGACUGCUGUGGCAUUGACAGACUCUGUUCACAAUGUGUGGCAUCAAGAAGCUGGCAAAACCAUCCGAGAAUGGAUGAGAGAGAACUGUUGCAACUGGGUCUCCAGCUCAGAACCAUUAGAUACAUCAGUGGAGUCCAUGCUGCCUGACUGUCCCAGAGUGUCUGCAGGCACCGACCGUCACGAGCUCACUUCGUGGAAGAGCUUUCCGUCCAUCUUCAAGUUCUUCGCGGAAGCCUCCGAGGCCAAGAGCAGCUCGCAGAAGCCAGCCCUGGCGCGGCGCUCGCACCGGAUCAAGCACGAGGAGCUGUGAGCGCGCAGCCGCCCGCACGCCGCCCGCACGCCGCCCGCCCGCAGCCUCCCGGCCCCCAUUAGAUUGCUUUCUUCCUCCAGCGCAGGGUCGUGAUGUGUCCGUCUAAAUAGCGUUUUGCAUUAUUUCUAGAUGAGUGCAACUGUCAAAGCAAUAUGGCUCCGGCGGCUGCGGCCGAGCCGAGCCGGGCCUCGCGCUGCGGGGCCGCGGCGGCCCGAGGCUGACAGCGCCUGUGCGCGGCGGCCCGGCGCCCCUAAUUGCAGGGCUGUUCCGCGGGCGCGGCUGGCCGGGCGGUGUCUGCGCGGUCCUACCGCCCGCUGCAGCGCGGCCGCCGCUGCCCAGCCUCAAUCGUGCCCGUUUUUAUUCCCCUUUAAACCCAGCAAGCUUUUAUUCUAAACCUCAAACUUCCGAUUUUAACCAGGUUUUUUUCUCCUCAGGUCAUCUUAUGAGCCCCUGUCUUUUUAUACAAAGCCACACACACACCCGAGUCCUCAUUUCUGCCCAAUUGAACUCAAGUCUUUUAUGUCUCUGAUUUCAGGGGAGAAUGGCCAAACGAAAAACAUAAACAAAUCUUUUAGAUGUAGGUAUAAGCCCCCAUUUUCAGUGAAUUUCCAAGUUACUUAUAAGAACUGACCUUACUAUUAAAGUGUAUACCACGAUGUGAUUUAGAUGAUACACGUAAGGUUUGCUCUUCACGUGCUCCAGUGCAGAGCGGGAAUGGUAGUUGUUCCUUACAAACUGUACUUUGAUCUUUCUUGUAGUGUACCCUUUCUGAUGCAAGAUUUUUUUUUUUACUAUCGACAAGAAAAUGAAACUGCAUACCCUCGUCCUUCCAAAAGGCCAAGUAGGAUUAAAAAUGCUUCAGUUUUCGUCUACAGUAGGAAAAGAGAAGCAUUGUGUAAAUGAAUUUCUCAUUUGGGUCCAAAAUAUUUAGUGUUCUCUUCCUGUGAUAAGGUUCUGCCCUAUAAUCCCAACAGACAGGUCAACUCUGUGAAGUAUGGAAGAUAAAAUAAAUUGACAUUUUACUGACUUUCAAAUAAAAGCGUUAAACAUUAAUUACGUGAAAAAUGUAAUUAGUGAAGAUUAUGUCCAGUGGGUGAGAUCGUGAUUUAAUAUGUCCAUCCUAUUUAAAAUGAAUUCAACAGGUAAUGUGUUUGCCUUGUUUGAGACCAUGACACAGUAUAAUCAAAAUGAGUCUGAGUCACUAACACCAGGGAAGAAAACCUGUGCUCAGCCACCUCAUGAGGAAUGUUCUCAUAUCAUGAACUGAUUUUAGCAAGUUUCGAACUGGUAACUUCUCAUGCUGUUUGCGUAUGCAUACAUUUCUGUAGUGACAGUAAAGUCCUCAGAGGCCGUGGCUGGACAUCUUCUGAUAUUACUUAGGCAGAAGCACCUUAGGAAAAAUCAAAACGGUGUUUUAUCCAGCUUCUGCAGUUUAAAGUGUGUUACUCCAACAGUGUCAAGCACAUUGGACUGUCACCGUGGCCCUUUACAGUUCUGGUUUUAGAAGGAUUGGUGAACUUGGUGAAAAUAAUGUUAUCUUCCCAGUGACUGGGCUUGAAAAAUUGGUGUACAUUGAGUGUGUCUUACCAAAUGUUAAAAAUUGUCUGGUGUUUUCAGUAUAUGAAAAUGUUCACAAGAAACUGAGUUUGCAACAUGGGGGGUGGGGGGGGGGGGGCGACCUAUACAGGGCCAAAUUUGCUAAACUUCUGCAGCUAAAUUAAAGCAAAGUAUACAUGCUCAACUUAUAAACCAAGUAACAGUCUCGGCUCCUUCCCUCCAAGGGCCUCCCUGCAGCUCUUAAAUCGGGUUUAGAGAAAGUCUCUGUUUCCUCUGGAUGAGUACUUUACAGUCACUGAAUUGUAACCUUGUCAUCUGUCUAGUAGAGAGCUGUUUACAAAGUUCCAUUUUGUAAAUGUCUGUUACUACUUGUGGAUCUGUGCUAUAGCAACUCAGAGGGAGCCAGGCACAGCACCCCAGAUCACCAGCUGAUGAGUGACACAUGAUUCCUUACAAUGUAGGAUUUCUUGGCCUGUUGAUUGGGCUGCUGUUGGUGUAUGUGCAGUGAUAUUUUUCACCUCGGCUUUCUUGGGAUAACAACAAGCACUUGGCAGUACUCUGCCUGCAUGGAGGCCAGGGUUAAGAUUUUUCCUCUGGUCUUCUUCCUAUUUUUAUUUUCUUAAAAAGAUUUUAGGCACGCAGUGGUAGGAAGGUAAGGUGUGAGGGCUUUUUUUCUUCUUUUUUAAUCUUAUACUUAGUUCUUAAAGUAACUAGAUGGAGAAAGACAUACAUUGGAAAUUCAAAAUACUCUGAUUCAAGCUUAGGUGCCAGGCAGUUGCUCUGGAGUUUAGGGCACCUGACACACAGUCCUUGGAAGUCAUCCUGGAUGUUUGCUAGACCAUCUACUUGUAAUAAUUGUUCUUUUCUCACAUUACUGCUUUGUGCUUCCUGAAUGCAUUUUUGUUUGUUUAUAUAUGUCAAAAAUAAUAAAGCGCUGAGCCUCUUGUAAUCUUGUUUACCAUUUUAAAAUAAAGUUUUUCCAACAAA